Paramuricea clavata is the source of this 5061-nucleotide messenger RNA. Lineage: Eukaryota; Metazoa; Cnidaria; Anthozoa; Malacalcyonacea; Plexauridae. The record is from the annotation of a GenBank genome assembly.
AUGGAAAAUUCCGUGGAAGAGAUGACGGUUAAGUAUGUUCGUGCCGUGUGCGAGUUUCUCGUCGAAGCGAUACGCUCUCAGCACGAGCAUACCGUAACAACACAGUUGGGAGAUCGGCUCGCCGAAUUUUACCGCUCCCUAUUCACCCAGCGUGAUGGUAGGUAACUUUCUUCAAAACCAAACUAAUUGUAUAAAGUGCAUGAAGAGAACUCACAAUAUUAAUAAUUAUAAGGUGGCUCGAUACGGAAAGAUCAACGUAUGAAUUAAUAAAUAGAACUCUCAUAUGAGAAUUUGAAGAAUUUUGCUGAAUCAAAAUAGUUUCAUCGAAAACUUUUCAUGUCGAGACAUCUUAAUUGAAGGUGACGUCCACUCGUGUGCACAUGCGCGAACUUUGUUCACGUUUUGUACUGCUAUAUUUGUAAAAACGAACUGGAUAUCUAACACUUUUCUGGUUCGCCAUACUUGUAAAUGAACAUAAAUUAUAAAGAUGCUAAAUUUGGGCACAAUAUUUAUAAUGUUAUUGAUGUUAUAAGCAGAACAGAUGCGCAGGACGGAGUGGACAUCAUCUUUAAUUAUACAACCAAACUAGCGUGCAUAAUGACGUCACAAGGCUGGAUGUCCGCGAGGAAUGCUGGUCUCAGUAGUAAAAAAAUUAAACAAUUCAAAAUGGCCACUAUCGAAGUUUUCCCGGCCGAUGACAUUUUCCCAGCGUUCCGCGCGGGCAGCAAGCCUUGUGACGUCAUUAUGCACAAGAUCGAUUGCGUAAAACCAUGGAUAAUAAAAUAAAUGGAUAGGACUCUAGCUGACGUAAGCAAAGACAAUCUAGUUGCAAUCUGCGACGUCGCGCGCAUUGCAAAGUUCUCGGCAUUCUUGUUGUUUCGCUACACUAAUUGUUUUAAAAACAUGCCUAAGCCACGACAAAGUAUUCAAGGUGAAUGUUUUUCGUCUUUGUUUUUUGUAGUGCUUGAAAUAUUUGCUAAAAUUGACUGGGAAUACUUAGAGAUUUCAUCGUAGAAUGGCGUAGUUACAUUCAUUUGCUCUUUGACUAAAAUGUUUAGCUGUAUUAUUGCUAAACAUGCCGUUUUUUGAGAAUUUGCUUUGCAACUAGGUUUCAACAUCCAAUCACGCCCAUCAGCCCGUUGCAAACAUUAGAUCACGUCAGCUAGUUUCCUAUCCAUUUAUUUUAUUAUCCAUGGUAAGACUAAUUAUCUACUCGCAGGAAUCCUACCGGUUCAACAGAUCCGGCCGGAUCUACAGGCAGGUGUGCCAGCGAAUGUGCCAGCGAACACCGCCGCCACCACUACCACUACAGCCACCGACAAUCCUACGGCGCCAAAACGACGACGUGUCGGGACAGGCAGGGGUGCGCCAGGGAUAGCGCGGAAACGCGUUGUCACUGAGCGCCAAAAACGUCGCAGGCGCCAAAAAGGAAUGGCGAAUGCACCACCACCGGCGCCAUCGCCACCAACACUACCACCGACACCACCUCCUACACAACCACCAACACUACCACCACCGCCACGUGCACAGACACCACCACCUACGGGCGAACCUUCCCGAAAGACACCACGGGCACAGGUCAGUUAAUUACAUUACAUUGAACUUCAAACAUAUAACAAAUGUGUCUUGUUACACAUUUAAUUAAGGUGGCUCGAUACACUUAAUUUUCAAAAAUGCCGGUAACUUUCACGUGUUCAAACAAAUAGAUUUUAGUAGCAGUUUGUUCGUUCAAAAUGGUCUCGUAUUGUUGGAAAAUAGACAUGGUGGUCACCCACAAGUUUUAAUAUUUUCGUGCUUUAUUUUACUUGGAAUAUAACAAAAAUUCUGUAGUGCCUACACAUUUUGCCAUUGCAGAAGGGUUUCUUUUUUAAAAUUCUAUGCAGAAUGAAAGUCGUUUGGCGUUGCCAUGCAAAAUAUGAACGUAUAGGUCAGCAGACCGAAUUUUGAUUACUAUACCGAGUCACCUUAAGAAAUUGUGCUGCGCCGUGAAACUAUUUAUAGAACGUUUCAAACUAGUCAAAUGGCGCGAAUAUCUUUAAUUGCACGCAGGACACCAAAAUAUAAUGUUUCUAUCGCUUCUAUCUAAAUGUGUACCUAGGUCCUUGAUGAAUUAUUCAACAACAAGAAACGGAUCGAGAACUUCAAGGAGCUCGCCGGCGUUACGGAGAAGGAAGGUUACGAUCCCCAUGAGCUAGUUUUGUGGAAGAAAGAUCUCCGCGGGUGGCAACUGCUUGAGGAAUCUUUUGAGGAGCCGUUGCGGGAUAAAUGGCGUGCACUUCGAUCGAUGCCGAAGACUGCAAGCGACCCGCAGCUGAUUGAUGCUUUCUUCGAGCUUGCCAGCCUAGCCAACGGCUUCGCGAACCAAGCGGCCCAUAUGACCGGCUACUUGGUGCAGGAGGUCCUUCAAGUUGGAGAUGAAAAUGGCUUUGCACCGGAGCAAGUGCUCGACGACCUCGUCGCAUCGCUGGAUGCAAAGUCAUAUGCGAUGUACCGCCGCCACUUGGAGGAAUGCAAAUGUGGAGCUUGCGAGGCCGUCCUCCAGUAUGAUGAUGACUGCGGGCAGGGCGAAGUCGAGGGAAGACCGAAGCACUGCGUACGAGUUGAGCCGUGGGCGCAGAUGGUGAGGAAGUUCUCCCGGGGACUGUCGGGAACGACGCUUAGAAACUGCGAGUACUUCUUCGCCUCAACACCGAAGAUGUCCCCUCCUACGCUGUCGUUGGCCACACCAACUGAUGUCCAGGCUUGCACCAGGCGAUACAUGAAACGGUAUCUGCAAGGGUUGCCAGCGGAUUACGAGGACUACCCGGAGCAGUGGCUCAGACGCACUCCGUUGAAGCAUAUACGUGUCGAGAUGGCCGAGGUGUCCCGCGAUCUUGUCGCAAUGCUGGAUGGUGACUCUGGCCAUUUGGUCAUAGACAAGGAGACGGACCAGGCAUUACUAGCACACGUCACGCACAGGUAUCGGCAGCACAACACCAUCCGCUUUCGCACGAUGGGAAACGACGCGCCGGAACGUGCGACAGCCUUCCGGUUGUAUGGCGAGCACGUUGGCACAUCCACCAGACGACAGGUUCUUCAAACAUACCACUCGGGAGUUGAGAGCAUGCGUUGCGCGCGGCGCAUACUCGCAAAUAGUCACCGCGUGUUCUUCCGGAUUCCCAUGGACGAGUCUGGCCUCCCGGCGCACGACCUUGACAAGUAUGGUCGUCUAUUGGUCGAAAUAUACGUUGAGGAAAACGAUGGUGAUGAAUGUGUCUUGCUGGCGGAACGCAUUGCCGAAGAGGGUCAUACGUUUCCCAUCCUGGACGGAGGACUCGACAAAGAUGUGUUCGACGCAAUGGUCCGGGCGAAACAGGCACGUUCUGGUUCUUUCCAGCUUCCAGGUGAAACCAGACAGUUCCCAUUUAGACCAUGGAACACGCGCGAUGAGAGCAGCACAUCUACGCAGGAACAUCCGGUCGACGACGAUCACAUCACAUCGUUCGUAAUGCUGAAAUCUCCUCUGGCGAACGAAGGUCUCGUAUACACGGCGCCCUCCACUAUCCCAAAUGCAGGCAUGGGCCUAUUCUUGCGUCCAAGGCGAACUAGUCUACCGGCAGGAAGUUAUCUUUGUAAAUAUGCAACGUCCUAUACAGCAGAACAACCCACUUCCGAAGCUGGUAAGUCCGUUGUGAUCACUAAACCCAUAUAGCUAAGAUAGUCUACGAUAAUAGAAAUUGAAAUAUAGGGACGUCUUCAAUAACUUUAAGGCGGCUUUACGUCAAAUGAAACAAACUAUUUUUUAUCGACAAUGUCCUUUCAAGCAGGUCUCAGACACGGAAAAUUUUUGUGCGUUUGAAAAAUUAUACAAGUUUACCAAUAGCUCGAAAAGUAAACAAUGAAAUCAUUAAUACACGAGAGACUGCCGCAAUUUUAUUUGGCAAACAACUUAUGUAUUAUGUUGUAUUGUACUGUUAUUUUGUUGUAUUGUUAUUUUGUGUUGUAAUUGUAAUUGUGAUUGUGAUUGCAGUGUGAUUGUAAUCUUAAUUGUAAUUGUAAUUGUAAUUGUAAUUGUAAUUGCAAUUGUACUGUAUACUGUAUUGCGUCGUGUUGUAUUGCAUUCUAUUGUGCUGCGUUGUGUUGCAUCGUACUGUAUUGUGUUGUGUUGUGUUGUGUUGUGUUGUGUUGUGUUGUGUUGUGUUGUGUUGUGUUGUAUUGUAUUGUAUUGUAAUGUAUACAACAUGAGCGGCCGUGUUGUAUCGGAUAUACAAACUCGAGCCGAAAGCGAGAGUUUGUAUAUCCGAUACAACACGGACGCGAAUGUUGUAAAUGGCUUAAAAAACGGCUCAUCUUAUGAGUUCAUUGGCGAAGUAAUUUUAAAAAUAAACGUUGUCUAAGCCGAGAAAAUCAAAGUUAAAGUUUAUGUAAAUCAACAUAAAUCUGUAUCACACAUACAGAUACGACACGCUUAUGAUUUUUCUUUGUGUUUUCUGCAUGAAUUGUAAACGAGUUUUUUAAUCUACGGUAUUGUACUGUAUUGUACUGUACUGUAUUGUACUGUAUUUUAAAAAAUCAUACUCUCUUUUUAUAGGCUCUUACUUGGUCGACGCGCAAGUUGGCGGAAAGAUAAGGUACUACGACGCCACGACCUACAAUGGCACCAACAUCGGCCGAUAUGCCAAUAUGCUGGGCGUGAUGGAUGCGCUACGCGACGUCGUUGACCGAAGUACCACCGCAACGUUCACAGAGUUCAGCGAACGAGAAUGGAAAACCAUCAACGACGAGCUGGCCUCGAAAAACAACGCCCGUUUUCGCGUAAGUGGCGAAGAUCUCGAGUUGCGGACAACAAGGGAUAUUCCCAAGAGCGCCAAUCCCAUAGAGAUAUUCGUCUCUUACGGCAACAUCAGAUCAUACUGGAUAGCGGGCAUUGUCAGAGAACCCCAAAGCUACCCUAGAGAGAUGGCCAACAUCGCAGAAUUUUUGUUUAAUUCUCCAAACAGCAAUUGGACACUCGCACAAAAGCAGCGCUGGGGUUCCUGUGAGGACCUGCUAGAUGAAUGUGGACACCUUACAACAUUGUAA